Molecule: messenger RNA, 3389 nt
Organism: Haliotis rubra (blacklip abalone)
Lineage: Eukaryota; Metazoa; Mollusca; Gastropoda; Lepetellida; Haliotidae
Product: protogenin-like
Exons: 17
Coding region: 41-2563 (840 amino acids)
Biological process (GO): axon guidance; cell-cell adhesion
Cellular component (GO): plasma membrane; axon
Molecular function (GO): protein binding
Source: RefSeq, a predicted model, not a curated record
CCUCCGGAUCCUGGUGACCCCAGUUAACCAGACCUCUGUUAUGAAUGGUGACUCAACAACUAUUGAAUGCAUCGCCCACGGCAACCCAUCACCAACAAUAACAUGGACAAGGGAUGGGAACGAGGUGCUGUUUGAUGAGGUUGAGAAGUGGUACGGAGGAAGUCUUCAUUUCAGGAAAGUCUGGAGAAAACAUGCUGGUGUUUACAAAUGUCAUAUCACGCAGCCCGGCUCUGACAGGGCAUAUGAAUACAACACCACUCUUCGUGUACUUGUUCGCCCUGUGAUCGAGAUCGGGCCACAGAGCGCCACCCACCCUGUUGCCAGGAACAUUGUGUUGGAGUGUAAGGUGAAUGGAGAGCCGCCUCCUACAGUGCACUGGCUGAAGGACGGACAGAAGGUGUUUACUGGCGGACAGUUCAGAACGCUGGUGCAAGAAGACCGGAACCAGUUGCGUAUUUACGGCGUGGAGGACGUCCACUCAGCGUACUAUCAGUGUCUUGCCGAUAACGAGGGGGGCAGUGCCUCCUCCAUCGCCAGGAUCAAGAUACAGCUCAUGAACGAUGCUCCUAACAGCCCUGUACAUGUGCACGUGAAGGUCUUAUCAAAGGCAGAGGCAGAAGUCACUUGGACUAUCCAAAAGAAGAAGAAUGCCUCGAAACCUGUCUUCUCCUACACAGUGCACUACCGAGAGGAUAAACUGACCGGAGAAGAGAAGUUGUUUAUAUCCCAUGAAGCCAAAAUGACGUUGCACAACCUGCAGCCAGGAACCAACUACACCGUGUACGUAAAGGCGUAUAACUUUGCCGGUGCCAGCCCCAGCUCGGAGGUGGUACGCUUCACCACCCUGGAUUCCUUACCAAGGGGCUUCCCCACACCAACGCUCGACAGUACAAGCUCCUUUACAGUGCUGGUCAAGUGGCAACCCCUGCCUAAAGAGCUGCGAGGUGGCACCAUUGUCAAUUACCGCAUCUACUACGGCCUGUGCGACACCGACAUCAUCAGUAACGUUGAAGUUGAAGGACACACCUACAAGUACCUCAUCACCGAUCUGCUUCCCGACUCAGACUACCGUGUUCGACUCGCUGCUGCUACUAGUGAAGGAUACCAUAACUUCCCGGACAGUGAGUGGCCGUGGACAACCAUCAGGACCAGGCAGGAAUCUGCUUCAGAAAACAGUGAAGCCCAUGUGAACCUGAACGUGACGGUUGAUGAGAUCAACAUGACGACCACCAAGGUGAGCUGGCUGUACCCACGGAAACUGCGGCUGUCCAAGCAGGUCAUCUUCCUGCGCAACCUGAAGCGGAGUGACGGCAUGCAGAUGUACAGUUUGGCCAUCUACCGCAGGGAAAUCACCUUCACAAACCUCGAGCCAGACACCACGUACCAGUUCUUCGUUCUCGGAGAGCAUGAGCACCAGAAGAUCGCCUUUGUAACCAGCAUCUUCCACACAUUGUCCAACAGAACCAAAUACGAUGUACCCAGUCACCUGGCUGGUAAUGCCCUCCUCCCUAACGUCAUCUCCAUCACGUGGAACUACCUCGGCGACAACAGCCAUGACGUCACUCAAUACAUUGUCCGAUAUAAACCCAUAAACCUGGAACAUAGAUGCUCCAAAGACGAGAAGACCUUCAGAACCCGUACCCAGGAGGCAUCCCUGGCCAACCUGGAACCUUUCACCUUCUACAACAUCUCCGUGUGCGCCGUCUUUGACGACAGCAGAUCCCAGUUCAGUGAGCCCAUUGUCGUGCGCACCCUGGAGGAUGUGGCCUCUCCUCCGGAGAACGUUGAGGCAGUAGUUAUCUCCCCUGGUGAGGUGCAACUGCAGUGGAAGCCACCUCACCAUCCCAACGGCAACAUCAAAGGUCAUGUCAUCUCCUACAAUAUCGAGGUUAUUCAGCAUCCACCAUGGACUGAACUGUACCAGGCUGGGCAGGACACUUCCGCGGUGGUGCAGAACCUGACUGGCCGGACGUACUACUUCCGUGUACAAGCGUGUAAUGGGGCGGGCAAGGGGAUACCGUCCACCAAGCUCAUUGUACACAUGGAGAACUUCAACACACCAGAACAUAGGACCCUCUCGGAUCAGCAGCUCGGAAUCCUGGGAGGAGUGGGGAUCGGCCUCACCAGCAUCAUCGUCACCAUUAUCUUCAUCUUCUGCAAACAGAGGCACUUCUACAGACAUCAUGCCUUGGCUGCAGAGCAUCAUGCUGCGCAGACCAUUGCUGUAGAGGCCGGAACUCCCACUGCAACAACAACCUGUGCCUGCAAGAGAGAAAAAGUUCCACCCAAAACAGCGCCGGAACAAGCACAUGUUGCUAAGGAAACAGAAGAUACAAGUAACCCUGAUCCACACAUUGCAAGCAUUGUUGGGGGACGUGUCUACAGUGAUGGGUGUAAUACUCAGGCUGAAGAGCUUCUGGCAUUGCUGGCACCGCGAGACGGAAGCUACUCCGCUGGAAGCGACAGCCGCUCUACAUCAACUGAUGGCACAAAGGAGAUGUCAGACACUACAGCGACCACUGAUGACAUCACGACACAGCUGACACACGACACAGCGUGUUAACCUUUGACCUUGACCCAGCUCUUUGCUACCUCACUGUACAGAGAUGACAGAACCGCAGUGGCAAAUGUUGCCAUCCCUUAUCCGGCAGCCGGUUAAUUGUCGUCAGUUAUUCACUCAUACCACUCCUAGGUAUUAUCUAAGGAACUAUUGCCAUGGUAACAAGUGAAGACACUGACGUUUCCGUGUCGGUGCCUCAAUGUUGUUUAACAUUAAUAUGGCUGAAGAUCUACCUUCCAAGGGAUGUAACUCCUAUAUGACUAGAUACUUUGUAUCAAAGGUGUUUACACUUGUUGGUAUUAAGCUGUCUUCUCAAAUAGGAGAUUUCUUUUGCAAACCGAUCAGUCAAACAAGGGAAGUAACUGGUGUUAAAUACAAGGGAAGUAACUCUUGUUGAGACUUUGGGAUGUGUGUCAUCUGUCGGAGUUCUACCAUAUCAACAGCUAAAUUAUUCAUGUACCAGAAAAGGAAUAUUAGCCUGAAUAUAUUUUGAAGCAAAAGUAUCCUUUCCUGUUUAACUGGUGUUUGAAACUACAGAUGAUAUUAAGUAAGACUAGUCGAGAAGAUGCUUCAACAACAUUGAGAGACCGAUGUGUAUAGUUCUUACCUCACUUCAAGUUUUCUUUAUAAUCAGGAAUCGUAACUGUGUCUUGGGCAUGAACACUACAUCCCGACCAUUGGCGGAAUCUACCUCGAGCGAGACUCCCACACUGACUUACGCGGUCUGACUCACGCGGUCUGACUCACGCGGUCUGACUCAUGUCAGACUACAGAAACUGGACAGGCAACAAAAUAGACAGACCCAAAGUGGCUGGACACGUGGAAUUCU